CUCUGAUUGGUGCAUACUAUCGAGCGAAGCGUCGCCACAAGAUCCGACACACGCUGUGGCAUGUACGUCGUCCGUGAAGCACGCCGUCAUCUCAUGCGACUUGGGGCGUCGUUUGAGAUUGCAUCGAUCGAUGUCUCUUUGUGUCCAAGCCCCAACGCUUGCGCCAUGGUCGCGUGGCGCGUUGAUAGCGUCCCGCCGACCUCCUGCGCGCUGCCAGACAAUGCGACCGAUUGCACGGUUGCGUUUCGCCUGCACACGCUCCAAGAUGGCGUCGAGACCACGAGCGCCUAUGUUAACACUUCGUUUUUACCCUGGAGUGCCUCGCAGUACUUUUACGUAGCCGCCGCCUUGCCGCGGAAUGCCACGUCCAUCGAGUACCAAGUGUCGCUCCUCGUGCUGCACGAAGAUGACGCGACGCGAUCCAAGCGUGCGUGUCCGUCCUCGUGCUUUGGCGCCGCGAGCUUCUUCUCGAGUACCUCGGCAGCACUCGUCACGUCAUCGAUCGCGGGCGGCAACUCGACCGCGGUCAACGCCACGAUCGUGCGGCCACCGGACGCCGCGCCGUCCCCGAACCUCGCGCUGAUCAUUCUGGGCGCCGUGUUUGGCGCUUUGGUGCUGCUCAAGACGCUCCUUUUCCUCUUUGUGUGGGUGCAAGCGCGCAAGGCAUCGGCGCACACGACAGGUGACGACGACGACGCGUCCUCGGACGACGAGGCGAGUCACAAGAAGAAACUCAAGCAGCCGCGCUGGCGCAAGUUUGCCUCCACCGUCGCAAAGGAGAAGAAGAUGAAGGUGACCGCCAAGCCCGGCACGCUCGAGCACACGAUGCAAGUCAAGGUCCUCAACGACGAGUAUUAUCACCCCGAGACCCACGCCGUCGCCAAGUCGCUCUUGGACAUGAGCAGAAAGGCGCGCAUUGAGCUCAAAGCCGAGGAGCGCAAGGGCCGCGCGGCGCUGGAUGUGCACAUGACGCACAUGCAGCCCGACGAGGUGCUCCAGGGCCGCCACUUGGUCCUCACGAGCGAAAUGACGGAAGGCGUGCUUGUCUCGGUCGUUUCAAAAUCGGCGGCACUCUCUACGCGGUGGCUCUUUAUGAACAUUUCUCUGACACGUUUCAAGCUCAAGGCGUCGGUAUUGGGCAAACCGUCCAAGCCAAAAUUCAAGGGCAGCGGAAAGCGGUCGGUCGAGCUUGCCUCGCUGCGUGCCGUGACGCCGUUCACAGAUGCUCUACCUCCCACGUACAGCACUGACCUCUCGCGGCUGCACGCUCAAAUUAGCAAACGAAUCAGUGCAAAAGCAACCGCGACACCGACUGUCGUAGCGUCCCCGGACGACGAGGGGGCUCCGAUACCCGAGCGCACGCAGACAGAUGACGCAAGUCGGUGCAGCAUUUACGUGGUGCUCGUCGAGUUCGACAACAAACCCGAUAUUCUGUACGCGGUCGAGUCGGCCAUCGAUCAAGAGCAAGCUGUGUACACGUGGCAGCGCCUCAGCGAGAAAGCUAAAGCACGCGCCAACGCCCCCGCGCGCUUGAACUCGUGGUCGCUCGUCUCAGCCGAGAGCACCAAACGAUUGUCCAUCGCCGCCGAAGUCCGGCAAGCCAGCGGCGUCUUGGACGCCCCUGAGAUUGCACUGGUUCCCACCGAGACUCUUCCUGAUGCGGUCGCCUCAAGAGAUGCAGCAGAACCGUAAACGUAGAAUCGAGUAUCGUUUGUGUCGCUA
This is a messenger RNA of Saprolegnia diclina VS20, 1722 nucleotides long. RefSeq lists its product as hypothetical. The transcript has 3 exons. Bases 61 to 1692 code for a protein of 543 amino acids. The record is from RefSeq and is a predicted model, not a curated record. NCBI's taxonomy places the organism in Eukaryota, Oomycota, Saprolegniomycetes, Saprolegniales, Saprolegniaceae.